Molecule: messenger RNA, 2299 nt
Organism: Mangifera indica (mango)
Lineage: Eukaryota; Viridiplantae; Streptophyta; Magnoliopsida; Sapindales; Anacardiaceae
Product: probable protein phosphatase 2C 40
Exons: 4
Coding region: 444-2024 (526 amino acids)
Biological process (GO): protein dephosphorylation
Molecular function (GO): protein serine/threonine phosphatase activity
Source: RefSeq, a predicted model, not a curated record
CUGCGUCUCUGUUCCCAAGUUUUCAAGUUUUUGAAGUCGGAUUUGUACUCAAAAGACGACAUUACCGGUAAUAGUGAAUCUGACGAUAGAAAAGGAAGGCCCAAAACAAGAGCCAUGGAAAACAGUCCUCUAAGUUUAGUAAAAACUCUUCUCAACCAUCCAAUCUCUGUCUUUAAAUCUUUUUGAUUCUCCACUAUAUCUCUCCUUUGGAUCUGCGCCUUCUUUCUUUGUGUUUCUGCUUUUUCAUUUUCAUUCACUGCUUUUCUUUCAACACUUUCCCAAAUUUGUUUACUGUUACACGUAUACUCUACUUCUUCUUCUUCUUCUUGCUCAAACCACCACUCAAUAUAUAGUUUUUCUUCAUUUUCGUGGGUUUCUUCAUCGGAGUCACCUUCUUCUGGACCACAAGACGUGAAAGUGAUAAAGUGUGACAAGAAAAUACAAUGAAUUCUGAAGGAGAGUUUAAAGUAAGUUUUGGCUAUCAAUGUAAUGGCCAUGAAAGUGGCUCCUGUGAGGUACCAAACAAAUGUGAAAUUGUGCCUGGACUUCAACUCCAUAAGGUUAGUAGUUUCUCAUGCUUGUCAGGUGCUGCAUUGAGUGCCAAUGCCACACUGGCCAAUACAAAUAUCUGCAAUGGUUUGAUAGCGACGGAAAUACUUCCAAGUUUGGACUCCCCAACUUCAUUUCGUCGGGUUCCCUCAUCAUCAAGUUUUUCAAGAUUGGAUAUGUUAUCAUCUUCUCUUCAAAGCAGUAUGUCAAUCCUAAGUUGCAGUCCAUCUUCUCCUAGUGAUCUACUUGAAUAUGAUUCUUAUUUGUUAAAAUCUAUGAGUGCACCUUCGAGAAGUGAAGGCUUUCUUAGUGCUAUGGAUGUGCAGAUGGCUGGUGGAGCAGCUGGUGAGGACAGGGUUCAAGCUGUUUGUUCUGAAGAACACGGGUGGCUCUUUUGUGCAAUUUAUGAUGGUUUCAACGGAAGAGAUGCAGCUGAUUUUCUGGCUGGAACAUUGUACGAAACUGUUUUGUAUUACUCUAAUUUAGUUGAAUUGGAAUCAAAGAGCGAUGCCAUCAGCGCAACUGACAGUUUGGACUUGGAUGGGUCCCUGCGAUAUGUUCCUGAGGACAGCAGUACUAGUCCUGAGGGAAAUUUUCCUUUAAGAAAGAGUAUUAAUAAGAAUUUAAGCCUAAAAAGUUUCGACAAUGAAAGUCUUUGUCCUAAAAUGGAAAUAUCUUGUUCGCAUCGCCAGGCAGUACUUGAUAGCCUCCAACGUGCUUUUAGUCAAGUUGAGAAUGAUUUUUUGCACAUGGUUGAGCAGGAAAUGGAGGAACGCCCUGAUUUAGUUUCUGUGGGUUCAUGUGUUCUGGUUGUGCUUAUUUAUGGCAAUGAUUUGUACACACUCAAUCUAGGUGACAGUCGAGCCUUGUUGGCAAGUUAUGAUGACAGCAACAAUUUAAGUGGGAACAAGUGGCUGAAAGCUAUUCAGCUCACUGAUAGUCACACUGUUGAUAAUGAAAUUGAAAGAACUAGACUACUUUCUGAACAUCCUGAUGACCCUGCGGCAGUUGUUUCUGGAAAAGUGAAAGGAAAACUAAAAGUCACUCGCGCUUUUGGAGUCGGUUACCUAAAGAAGGAAAAACUGAAUGAUGCGUUAAUGGGCAUUCUUCGAGUUCACAAUCUCAUAAGCCCUCCUUAUAUCUCCACUCAACCAUCACUUAAUGUGCACAAAAUCGCAAAGAAUGAUCAUUUUGUUAUAGUUGCGAGUGAUGGUUUAUUUGACUUCUUUGGCAACGUGGAGGCGGUAGAGCUUGUUCAUUCUUAUAUCUUGAGCAACCCCUCUGGUGAUCCAGCAAAGUUUCUAUUAGAAAAUCUUGUUGAGAGAGCAGCAGAGUGUGCAGGUUUCAGUAUGGAAGAGUUGAUGCGUAUUCCAGCCGGUAUGAGGAGAAAAUAUCAUGACGAUGUAACUGUAAUUGUUAUUAUCCUCGGAACAAACCAGCGCACAUCCAGGGCAUCUACUUGCAUGAAGGUUUGAUAUGAGCAUUAAUCCGUGUUCAACUUGUCAUUUAGCUAGGCUUAGCCUUAUUGUUUUGGCUUGAAAGUGUAUAUAGUAUAUAGUUUGAUGUCAGCAUGGUCCUUCUUCAACCUCUGGAUUUUAUAGUUUCAACUUUGUAAUUGUAGCUAUGGUUUUGAGGUUGCAUAAUAGCAGCUGAUGGCAAAAACUCUGUUUCUUCAUUUAUCUGUAUUUUGCCAUUCAAUUUUUGUUAGACACUCUUCAUAUUAGUUAGUUAAUAUCUGUGAUUAAGUGAA